UCGGUAACUGGGAUGGCGGCGUUUGUUUUGGAGAAUGACAUGACAGUGGUCUGAUAUUUUUGAUGGGAUGAAAUUGUUUAUCUUCUGAUUAUGUAGAAGUGGAUUUUGACAAAGAGCAGUCACACCACAGGACACCAUAAAAUGAACAGAAACUGCGUGACAGAAACAUUGCAAUAUGAAGACAUAUUAAGAGGUUAAUGGUCACCUUAAGCUUCCACAGCACUCCCCAAUAACUGAGUCAUCAUCAUAAUGCCUUACCUGAGCUCAGAGGAGACUGUGAAGGACCUGAAGAGGGCUCUCUCCAACCCCAACAUCCAGUCCGACCGCCUCCGCUACAGAAACUAUAUCUUACGCGUCAUCAGGUCGAUGACACAGGGACUGGAUGUGUCCGCUCUCUUCAUGGACAUGGUGAAGGCCAGCGCCACAGUGGACAUCGUCCAGAAGAAGCUGGUCUACCUGUACAUGUGCACCUAUGCCAGCCUCAAGCCCGACCUGGCUCUCUUAGCCAUCAACACGCUGCGCAAGGACUGUGCCGACCCAAACCCCAUGGUGCGAGGCCUCGCCCUCAGAAACAUGUGCAACUUUAGGAUGCCAGGAAUGACUGAGUACAUCCACCAGCCAAUCCUGACGGGGCUGAAGGACAAAGCUUGCUACGUGAGGAGGGUAGCUGUGCUCGGCUGCGCUAAGAUGCACAGUCUACAGCCCAAUGCUGAAAUUGACGCCACUAUUGUGAAUGAGCUGUACGGGCUGUUGCGGGAUCCAGACCCGGUGGUGAUGGUGAACUGCCUGCGGGCGCUGGAGGAGAUCCUGAGGGACGAGGGAGGCGUGGUCAUCAACAAACCCAUCGCCCACCACCUCCUCAACAGACUGAAGGAGCUGGACAGCUGGGCCCAGAGCGAGGUGCUGACCUUCCUGCUGCGCUACAAGCCCCGCAGCGAGGACGAGCUCUUCGACAUCCUCAGCCUAUUGGACGGCCUGCUGCACAGCACCCACGCCCCCGUCAUGGCCGCCACGCUCCGCCUCUUCCUUCAGCUGGCCGCCGCCCACCCGGCCGUGCAGGCGGACGCCCUGGAGCAGGCGCGAGGCCCUCUGCUGGCCACCUGUGGGUCGCAGUCACGGGAGAUGCGCUUCGCCGGCCUGUGCCACGUACAGCAGGUGCUUAGGAGCCAGCCGACCCAGUUCGGCGUGCACUUCAAACGCUUCUUCUGCGGCUACUCGGAGCCGGCGUACAUCAAGCACCGCAAGAUGGAGAUUCUGGUGGAGCUGGUGAACGACGAGAACGUGGGGCUGGUGCUGGAGGAGCUGAGGGGAUACUGCACCGAUGUCUCCCCAGACCUCGCACAGGCUGCCAUCGCAGCCAUAGGGCGCAUUGGGAGAACCUACAGUGAGAAGUGCCUGGACAUCCUUACCGGACUCCUAGGCCUGAAGCAGGAGCACAUCACCUCUGCUGUGAUGCAGUCUUUCAGAGACCUGGUGUGGUUGUGUCCCCAGAGUACGACUGCAGUGUGCCGGGCCGUGGAGGGCUGUGAGGAGAGCCCACAGGACACAGAGGGGAAGCAGGCUUUGCUGUGGCUGCUGGGGAUGCACGGGGAGCAGAUCAGCAGUGCUCCCUACCUGCUGGAGAGCCACAUCGACGGCCUGAAGGCCGAGACAUCCUCCUUGGUCAAGCUGGAGCUCCUGACUGCCUCCGUACGUCUGUUUCUGCAGCGGCCCGCGGAGAUGCAGGACAUGCUGGGUCGGCUGUUGCACUACUGCAUAGAGGAGGAGAGUGACAUGAAUGUCCGCGACCGCGCCCUCUUCUGCUACCGGCUGUUGGCGUGUGGGGUGGAGGAGACUCGGCGGGUCUUUCAGGGUCCAAAGUCAGACCCGUGCAUGGGGGUCCUCACGGGCCGGCCCCAGGAGCCAAUCAACAGCUGGGCCUCGACUUUCAACAGCCUGGCGCCGCUUUGUGGUGACGCCGAAGACCUCGCCUCUCAAGCGCUGUCAUGUUACGCUGCUGCUGCUUCAUCUGACCAGCUUGGCAAGCCAAGCUCCCAAGGAGAUGUCUUAGCUGAAGCUGUGGAAGAACCUUUAUCCAUCCCAGAGAUGGGGCACCACCAGCCUCAGGGCCUCACCCUGGGCCCCCCGCUAUCUCAUGAGGCCUUUGAGAUCCACUGGCUGCAACUGGGUGUGGCCCACAGGGAGGCCGUCAGCGCCCAGGGCCCACCGUCCUCUCCAGAGACCCUGCAAGCCGCCUUGCAGCUGGUCAAGAUCCAGACGUUGGCCUUCAGCAGAGAGAACAUCACACCUUGGAAAGCCUACCUUUACAGCCAUGGCUCCGGAACCCCGAUCCUAGCAGAGCUGCUGCAGGAGGGGUCUGUGGGGACCACUGGCGACGGUGGCAGUGGCAGCCUGGUGGUGACCCUGAAACAGUUGCCUAAAAAUGACUCUGUCAUCCAGGAGUUUGUCUCCGUGCUGAAGACCGUGCUGCGGACUCUAAGUGCAGAGCAGCUGUCCUGAUCAGGUGACAGGACGAAUGCACAGGGAAGGCACUAUGUGUGUCGAGAUGUCAAGAAACAUCAGGAGAUGCACUACUUAACAGGGCUGUGGGACAUUAUAUGACCAUGGUAUACACGUAUUAUGUAUAUGUAGAAAGAUACAUACUGUACAAACAGGUCAAAAAAGCAUACAUACUUUCCAUUAAUUGUACAAUAAAAGUUAAUUCAAUACAAUGAACUAAAUUUCUCGUUCAGAGCUCAUUAGAGUACAAUAUGUGACAACUGGAGUUAACAAAUGAGUAUGG
Molecule: messenger RNA, 2782 nt
Organism: Engraulis encrasicolus (European anchovy)
Lineage: Eukaryota; Metazoa; Chordata; Actinopteri; Clupeiformes; Engraulidae
Gene: ap4b1
Product: adaptor related protein complex 4 subunit beta 1
Exons: 13
Coding region: 250-2499 (749 amino acids)
Biological process (GO): vesicle-mediated transport; intracellular protein transport
Cellular component (GO): membrane coat; clathrin adaptor complex
Molecular function (GO): clathrin binding
Source: RefSeq, a predicted model, not a curated record